This is a messenger RNA of Leopardus geoffroyi (Geoffroy's cat), 1753 nucleotides long. It is a transcript of the gene DMRTC2, whose product is annotated as DMRT like family C2. Gene Ontology annotation, biological process: regulation of DNA-templated transcription. Gene Ontology annotation, cellular component: nucleus. The record is from RefSeq and is a predicted model, not a curated record. Bases 183 to 1301 code for a protein of 372 amino acids. Gene Ontology annotation, molecular function: sequence-specific DNA binding. The transcript is spliced from 10 exons. NCBI's taxonomy places the organism in Eukaryota, Metazoa, Chordata, Mammalia, Carnivora, Felidae.
GCCUUGAGUUUCACAAAAGGAUCCAAGCUGGUGAGGUUGUUGCAGAGAUAUGACCGGCAGACGCGGCUGUAGGAGGCAACGGACAGUCCAGGCGGUGAAACGAGGUAUGACGUAAUAAAGAGCUCCACCUUCAUCUACAAAGGAAUGUAUACAAGGACGCAGCAUUAUCAGGGAGAUGAUCCAUGGAAGCCAAGGAAGUGCCUGCUGCCCACCACUGCGCCGCAGACUCUGCCACUGGGGAUGAGCCCAGAGCCCGCCUGGGCACAGAGCUUAUCCCCAGGAGAGCUGUCAGCCGCUCUCCAACCUGCGCCCGCUGCCGAAACCAUGGCGUCACUGCGCACCUCAAGGGCCACAAGCGCCUGUGCCUCUUUCAGACUUGCGAGUGUCACAAAUGUAUCCUCAUCUUGGAGCGCCGAAGGGUCAUGGCUGCCCAGGUGGCCUUGCGUAGGCAACAGGAGGCACAGCUAAAGAGGCACCUGGCUCAGGGACUCAUGAGGAGAGGGGCGGCCCCUCCCAAAGCUCCUAGCGGUGCCAAGAAGGGAGCCACUCGACCAGGGGUCCCCUCUGGAAAGGAGAACAUAGCACCCCAGCCUCAGACGCCCCAUGGGGCAGUCCCACUGGCACUGACACCCCCUGGGAAGGAUAACUCCCAGGGGCCUCUGCUGCUCAGCCGUCCCCCAGAAGCCUUGCCUUUGUCCUGGACUCCAAUGCCCCCAGGCCCUUGGGCUCCUGGACACUGGCUUCCUCCAGGCCUUUCCAUGCCACCCCCAGUGGUGUACCGCUUGCUAUGCCAAGAACCUACUGUCCCUCUGCAUCCCUUUUCUGACUUUCACCCUGGCACUUCCCUCUGGCUGCCCACUCAUGGACCCCGCCCAACCUGCCCAGGAUCUUGCCCGAUACUGAUGGCUCCUCUUUCCAGAGAAUCCCAAGGGCCCUCUGCCUUGCCCCGCACAUGCUCGACUCUGAUACUCCAGCCCUGUGGCACCCCAGACCCUCUUCUGCUGCAGCCACAGGCGCCUGCAGCCUCUCGCCUAGCCUGGACCUCUGCCCCCUCAGAGCGGCAGCUGCAGCGGGAGGCAGCUGAGGCUCUUGUGGGUCUGAAAGAUUCUUCCCAGGCUCCCCGCCUGACCUCUUCUGUUCCUCCCAACCCUGCCUGGAUCUCCCUGCUCCACCCCUGUGUCCCACCAGCUCCUGCUGGAGGAAGAGGAUUCCAGCCUGUCGGCCCCUCUCUCCGCCCCAGCCCAGCCCCCUCCGUAGCUCUGCAUAUUGGGCAUCUGGGCUCCAUCUCCCUCCUAAGCUAGAAGCCCAGAGGUUGAGACCUCACUUGAGCAAGGGGCAAGAGCCUGCAGUCACUGCAUAUUUGGUAUUUUGCUUCUGGAUUUGUGCGUGGAAUAUAAUAUAAUGCAAGCUUCCGGCUUUUUUCUUUUUUUUUUUAAGCUUUAUUGUGCUUUGUUAGCUUUUGGUUCCUUUUGUAGUGUGGGUAUUUCCUUGACUGAAAGUGGAUAUCCUCUUACCCACUUGGGUCCGGGGACCUUUUUAAAUACCCAACAAAGUGAGAGUUAUGCAAUUUAAGCUAACAAGUAUCUAAAUAGGUUUUUGCAUGAGUUCAUGUUCCAGAAUAUUUGAUAUGUGAUUCUGUACGUACUUGUGCACUUAUGUCUGACUCCAUGCGUGCAAAAACAGGAGGGUAUUUUCAUUUUGUGUCUACGUUUGGGUGAGUAACCGAAAAAUAAACCUUUGUUGUUUUAAGCCA